CUUCUGGCCGGGGCGGGCGAGCGGCUCUGGGGCUCCGCGGGCUCCCAGCCCGGCAACCGACGCCCGGCAGGAGAGGCGCUCCCGCGGCCCGUUCCCCGCGGCCGAGCGCGGCGGCAGCAUGGAGGCCCUCGGGGAGAAGGCGGCCUCGGCGGCGCGGGGCCUGCUGCGUCUGCCGGGCGCGGAGGGGCGGCCGGGGUCCUGCGGCGGGCCGGGGGAGGCGGUUUGCUGGCCGCCCGUGGGCCGCGUCUCGGGCAGCGCCAUGGCGGACGAGGAGUCGGAGCGCGACAGCGUCCACACGGGCGAGUCGCACGAGGGGGCCGAGGAGCUGCACGUGGAGCUGGCCCAGCUCUCGACCGAGCAGCUGGUGGCCCUGGUGGAGGACAACAGCCAUACCAACUCCAUGCUCAAAAUUGAAACAGAAAUGUUUGAGAAAUUUUUCAGUAGAGUGGAGCCAAAAGACUUGGGAGCAGAAAGACAUGGUUCAUCGCUGGACUUGGGACAAGCACCGUAUCCGCGGAGCAGGCGCAAGUCGAAGUCCCGAAUCACAACGGAUCGUGUGAUAUGCCUGACAGUGGAACAGAAAUGUGACCUGGUGCAGCGGGAGUUAGAAGAGACCAAAGAAGAUCUGCAGCUGUUGAAGGAGAACUCAGAAAGGACCUUGCAGAAUUACCUGGCUAUCCUAGAGGAAGCAGAUAUUCGCUUGGUUGAAAUUAAGAGAGCUAUGAUAGAGUUUGACAAAGACAUAGUCAAAACCAUAACUAAGAAGAAAGGGAGCGUCAUUGCCUCUGAUAAGGUGCUGCGAUACCUGGAGGACUGGAUUCGCUCUAGGGAUGUUAUGAAAGAAAAAAUUCAUUUGAAAAAUGAUUCUCUAAAAGUUCAGAAGAAGAAGAUGCAGAUGCAACUCAAGCAGAAGGAGGAGCUGGGAGAGGCGCUGCACGAGGUCGAUUUCCAGCAGCUCAAGAUUGAGAAUGCUCAGUUCCUAGAGAAAAUAGAUGAACGAAACCAAGAGUUACUGCAGCUGAAGCUGACGGUUGGCAACACCCUGCAGAUCCUCAACUUCUACAAAAGGAAGCUGCACUAUGCAACGGCCAUGGCUACCUACCUGGUGAGAGACAUUGCGCAGAGAAAGGAGUCCCUGGAGAAAAUUGCACGUGAGGCCAUCCUUGUGGAAGAGGAACGGGUAAAGGCUGAGGUCCUGAACAAAAAACUACGGCGACAACUGGCAGAGUACAAAGUUCCUCCUGUUCUCAACUAUGUUCACGAGAAGGUGGCUGUUCACGAUCUAGAAAACAGCCUCAGGAUCUGGGAGAGGAAGGUGGAAAUUGUAGAGAUGGCCUUGCAAAGCUACCGCAAUGUUUGGCACAAGGCGAAGAUGGCCAGUCACCAGCUGCAGGCGCUUCUGCCCGAACAGGAGAGACAAAAAGCAACAGAGGGCCUAUAGAGAAAUAAGGAGAAGGAAGGCAGGAGGAAACUCGCAAGCCAUCUGCUGUGCUCGUCGCCGCAUUGUCCUGAUGCAGACCUUCAUCCUGAUGAUGCCCUCUCUCCGCCCCCUCCCCUCCCCCCACUCCCCCCGGGCCAGGCCAAGGCAGGUUUUGGAUAGGCACAAAGCCCCUGGAGGUCACCAAACGGGAGGCUUUCUCCAUGUUGCAUCAGACCUCAAGGCUUCGGUUUCUACCCCUGCAGACUGGCUUUUAUAGUGUGUUAGUAAACUGAUCUCUUUUAAGCUAUUAAUAGAUCACGAUAGACCUGCUUGACUACAGAGCUAUGAAGUUUAUUCAAAUCACUCAGCAAUAUGAGAAUGAAUAAAAGGAGUGGUAAUACA
Messenger RNA from Pantherophis guttatus, 1822 nucleotides. It is a transcript of the gene CFAP263, whose product is annotated as cilia and flagella associated protein 263. Gene Ontology annotation, biological process: cilium assembly. The record is from RefSeq and is a predicted model, not a curated record. Gene Ontology annotation, cellular component: axoneme; ciliary basal body. Lineage: Eukaryota; Metazoa; Chordata; Lepidosauria; Squamata; Colubridae.